Octopus bimaculoides (California two-spot octopus) is the source of this 3392-nucleotide messenger RNA. Its product is annotated as adhesion G protein-coupled receptor G4. Lineage: Eukaryota; Metazoa; Mollusca; Cephalopoda; Octopoda; Octopodidae. Gene Ontology annotation, biological process: G protein-coupled receptor signaling pathway; cell surface receptor signaling pathway. The record is from RefSeq and is a predicted model, not a curated record. Gene Ontology annotation, cellular component: plasma membrane. Gene Ontology annotation, molecular function: protein binding; G protein-coupled receptor activity.
CUCCUAGAGAAAUAGCCGAAGUUAUGGAGAACGGACUUUCAAAAAAACUAAAUGGAAUAUUCAGAGUUGAAUAUUGUGGGUUAGUUCAUGAUUCGGAAAUAUUUACAAUACACUGCACGGUGCCUAAAAGCAAUAUUAAAGAUGAUGUUGAAACGAAGGUAUCCUACACCUUGUAUAAUUUACAAGAAUUGAAAGACAAAGGAGUUUCGGAAAAUAUGGAAAUAUUAAUUCGUGAAAACAUUUGCGGUGAAGAUACAACAUCAAAUAACGGUGAAACUUUUAAGUGGCCGCUAACAAAAGUAGGAACUACUGCAACGUUGACAUGUCGUGCGAAUAUCGCCACAAGAAACUGUUCUCCCAGAACGACCGCACUUAGUCAAAAUAUGACAUCUCUAAAGUGUUCACAAGUUUCAGGUGUCUGGCAAAAACCAGACAUGUCUAAAUGUAACGAUACAAAGUGGAUCUCUCGGAAACUGGAAGAUCUGAAGAAUCAAGAUAUCAAUGAACGAAAUAUUGAGAAAACUGUGAAAGAAUUUGUGAAUGUUUCGCAGACAUCAGAGUAUUUCAAAAAAGAAGCCAUUGGCUUGAGUAUAAGCAUUCUAGAGAAACUGAUGCCAUUGAUAUCGAGAGUACCCGCUGAUAUAACCCUGGACCAAAUUUCUGCGAGUAUCAACAAUUUAAUGAACGCACCUGAAGGCGUUUGGGCUGGGGCAGAACAAGCUGAUGGAUCUACCAGCAGAAUGCUGAAAAUUAUAGAAGCAAUCCCAGAAAUGAUUCCAUUGAAAGAGCAACAAGUCACAGUUUCAUAUCCCAAUUUUGGUUUUGGUGUUAGCAAAGUGGACAAGGACACUUUCAAUGGCCUUUCCUUUAGAAUUUUAUAUGGAAAUAAUGAAACAAAAACUACGGUACAUAACUCCUCAUACGAGGGUCACCAUGAGCAAGAUAUCAAAAAGUUUAACUACAUUUCAUUACCAAAGAGUCUUUUAAACCAACUGAGCAACGACGAACGACUAAACGUUUCAAGGAUUACAUUUUCUUCUAUGCGAGAUGAUAUGCUAUAUAGGGCAAUAUUAAACUCUAGUAGCAAACCAAAAACGAAAAUUAACAGUCAUAUUAUUGCUGCAAGUAUUCCUAAUAUCCCAGUAACCGACCUUGAUGAACCAGUUACCAUAUCAUUCAUAUUAUUAGAUCAGAAUACUUAUAACGCACGGUGUGUUUAUUGGGAUGAAACACCUGGAGGGGAUACCCAAUGGUCAACAACAGGCUGUAAUAUAUCCUACGAUGACCCUGGAAAGAGAGUAUUGUGUUCUUGUAACCAUCUUACAAAUUUUGCUUUACUAAUGGACGUCUCCCAGAAGGAAGGAAAUAUAAAGAAUACUCAACCCUUAUCUAUAAUAUCUAACAUUGGAUGUGGAAUAUCAUUAGUUUGUCUCAUUCUUACAAUAAUAAUUCAUGUUUUUUUUAAAAAUCUAUGGAAAUCAUUGGCUUCAAAGAUUUUAGUAAGCUUGUGCAGUUCUUUGGCAAUCACAAACUUUAUCUUUGUUGCUGGGAUGCAAGCGCAUGCUGUAAAACCAAUAGCUAAUUGUAAGACAGUGGCUGCUAUGUUACACUACUUCCUUCUGGCGUCUUUCAUGUGGAUGACUAUAGAAGCAAUUAAUGUUCUCUUAAGUGUGGUUAUUACAUUCAAAACGUAUCAGACAUCUUUCAUGAUGAGAACUUCAAUUUUGGCAUGGGGUCUUCCAGCUAUCAUUGUUAUACUUACUUUGUCAAUCAAUUCCACAAACAAUUAUACGAGAAUUGCAGAAGUCUGUUGGUUAUCCAACACACCUUUCUAUGUUGCUUUCUUGACUCCCGUGGUUAUCAUUCUUACUUUAAACCUUGGCAUAUUCCUUUACGUUAUCUGGCGAGUUGUCACGAUGCAAAAAUUCAGCAAUGUUAUGCACAAAACAAGAAAGGUACGCUUUUGGGGCGCCGUUGGUCUUUGCAUCCUUCUGGGUUUUACCUGGAUCAUAGCAUUCUUUUCUUUUGGUAAAGCGGCGGAAGCAUUUCAAUAUCUCUUUGCUAUCUUCAAUACGCUUCAAGGAACGUUUAUCUUCAUAUUCUACUGUAUAUACAAGAAAGAUACCAGAGAUAUCAUUCACCAGUUUAUACGUGAUCAAAAGGAAAAAUUUGACAAGAAGAGAGAGAAUACAUAUGAUAAAAUGAAAACAGAAGGUGGAACAGCAGAAACGGAGAUACAGAAUUAAAAUCAAGGAAUUGUCUGCAAAUCGUCUUUGAUCAUAUUUUUUGUUAUAAAUCUAAAAUUUCUUUUUAUAUUAUAUCCAACAUACUUCCAUAUAAGGAAACUUUAUUUUUACUUAUCAACACAAAACUAUGCAAGCAUGAAUCCAUUUAAUCCGCAAUGUAAUUAAAACGAAAUUCAGUGCCUUAUAAGUUUACUGGAAAACAGAAAACCUGGGAAGCUUUUAUUUUUAUUUUAUAUCUGUUGUUGUUGGCACCCCAUCGCUUACGACGUCGAGGGUUCGAAGCAGUGAUGAAAAAGUUGUGAUUCUUUCAUCACUCUUUCUUCCUGUUUCUGUUGUGCCUGUAAUUCAAAGGGUCAGCCUUGUCACACUGUGUCACGCUGAAUAUCCCCGAGAACUACGUUAAGGGUACACGUGUCUGUGGAGUGCUCAGCCACUUGCACGUUAAUUUCACGAGCAGGCUGUUCCGUUGAUCGGAUCAACUGGAACCCUCGACGUCGUAAGCGACGGAGUGCCAACACACACGUGUUGGAGGUCUUCAACGGAUAAUUGAGGAUUAGGCUGAUCCUUUACAUCGCUGCAAAUACGUAUGGUUGCGUUGGUUCUUCAUCCAUCUCCGAGUUGGUAUAGAGCUGCUGAAACAGCUAUUAGGAAAAUCGCGCUGGUUUGAGUAUGAAGCUGUAAAAAAGCCAUGAGAGAGGAAUUCAGCGGGGGACCUUUACAAUGAUGGGAUGUAUGCCGAACUGAAGCAUUGACAUGAAACAGGUUAGAAAUGUAGUGAAAAACAUUAUUCUAUCAAAAUUGUUAACGUGUUUUGCAUGUUAUUAUCUAUAUAUAUAAAAAUGAGAAUGUGUGUCUGUCUGUGUGAAUCCCUAAAACUCGAGAACUACGCAACCAAUUUCAUUCAAAUUUUACACAUGCCUUACUUAGGGUUCCAGUUGUGUUUUAGUCAAAAAAAAUUAUUAACUUCUUGCAGAGUUCGAGCACACGGCAACAUAAUAUCUCCUCCACUAUUUAAGUAUUACGUGUCAAAAGUGAAACAAAAACACUCAUGUCAAAUACUUUCACUUUAAAAAUGAAACUAUUCCACUAACUGAAACAAUCACAUUUCGAUACUGUAGUGACAGAUACUUUCACAGAGAGAGAAAG